Molecule: messenger RNA, 2002 nt
Organism: Neomonachus schauinslandi (Hawaiian monk seal)
Lineage: Eukaryota; Metazoa; Chordata; Mammalia; Carnivora; Phocidae
Gene: KATNAL1
Product: katanin catalytic subunit A1 like 1
Exons: 11
Coding region: 162-1634 (490 amino acids)
Biological process (GO): microtubule severing
Cellular component (GO): microtubule; microtubule cytoskeleton
Molecular function (GO): ATP hydrolysis activity; microtubule severing ATPase activity; microtubule binding
Source: RefSeq, a predicted model, not a curated record
GGACCGGCGAACUACAAAGCCCGGCGGCCCUGACCAAUGGGAAAGACUGAUAAACUUUGAGCGGACUGGGCGAGAGAAAAUCUUUGUGGUGCAGGGGCUCUUGGGUGGUCGCGGAACUGGGCUCUGCGCUGGGAAAGGGAAGCGGAGGUCUCUGAAAGAAGAUGAAUUUGGCUGAGAUUUGUGACAAUGCAAAGAAAGGAAGAGAAUAUGCACUUCUUGGAAACUAUGACUCAUCGAUGGUAUAUUACCAGGGGGUGAUACAGCAGAUUCAGAGACAUUGCCAGUCAGUCAGAGACCCGGCUGUCAAAGGCAAAUGGCAACAGGUUCGGCAGGAAUUAUUGGAAGAAUAUGAACAAGUUAAAAGUAUUGUCAGCACUUUGGAAAGUUUUAAAAUUGACAAGCCCCCAGAUUUCCCUGUGUCUUGUCAAGAUGAACCAUUUAGAGAUCCUGCUGUUUGGCCGCCCCCUGUACCUGCAGAACACAGAGCUCCACCUCAGAUAAGGCGUCCCAAUCGAGAAGUAAGACCUCUGAGGAAAGAAAUGCCAGGAAUAGGAGGCCGGGGACCUGUAGGCCGAGCACAUCCUAUAUCCAAGAGUGACAAACCCUCUACAAGUAGAGACAAGGAUUAUAGAGCAAGAGGAAGAGAUGAUAAGGGAAGGAAGAAUAUGCAAGAUGGGGCAAGUGAUGGUGAAAUUCCUAAAUUUGAUGGUGCUGGGUAUGAUAAGGAUCUGGUGGAAGCGCUUGAGAGAGACAUUGUGUCCAGGAAUCCUAGCAUUCAUUGGGAUGACAUAGCAGAUCUGGAAGAAGCUAAGAAGUUGCUAAGGGAAGCUGUUGUCCUUCCAAUGUGGAUGCCUGACUUUUUCAAAGGGAUUAGAAGGCCAUGGAAGGGUGUACUGAUGGUUGGACCCCCAGGCACUGGUAAGACUAUGCUAGCUAAAGCUGUUGCCACUGAAUGUGGCACAACAUUCUUCAACGUUUCCUCUUCUACACUGACAUCUAAAUAUAGAGGUGAAUCUGAGAAGUUAGUCCGUCUGUUGUUUGAAAUGGCUAGAUUUUAUGCGCCCACCACCAUCUUCAUCGAUGAGAUAGAUUCUAUCUGUAGUCGAAGAGGAACCUCUGAUGAACAUGAGGCAAGUCGCAGAGUCAAGUCUGAACUACUCAUUCAGAUGGAUGGAGUUGGAGGAGCUUUAGAGAAUGAUGAUCCUUCCAAGAUGGUUAUGGUAUUGGCUGCUACUAAUUUCCCAUGGGACAUUGAUGAAGCUUUGAGAAGGAGAUUAGAAAAAAGGAUAUAUAUACCUCUCCCAACAGCGAAAGGAAGAACUGAUCUGCUGAAGAUAAAUCUUCGUGAGGUUGAACUGGAUCCUGACAUUCAAUUGGAAGAUAUAGCAGAGAAGAUUGAGGGCUAUUCUGGUGCUGAUAUAACUAAUGUUUGCAGGGACGCCUCUUUAAUGGCAAUGAGACGGCGAAUCAAUGGCUUAGGUCCAGAGGAGAUCCGUGCACUUUCUAAAGAGGAACUUCAGAUGCCUGUUACCAAAGGAGACUUUGAAUUGGCUCUUAAGAAAAUUGCUAAGUCUGUCUCUGCUGCAGACUUGGAGAAGUAUGAAAAAUGGAUGGUUGAAUUUGGAUCUGCUUGAAUUUCUGUCAGCUCUUUCAUUUCUGGUAUUUUUACUUAUAAAAUGUGAAGAAAUUCCCUGCAGUUUUUUUUAAAAACAGGUUUAGAACUUUUCAUUGGAGAGAUGUUUCCCUUAAAGGCAAAAAACCUAAAACCACAAAGAAUAUAAAUGUAGUUGGGAAAGAAGGAAAGCUUACAUAGGGAGCCUGAUAGUCUCCAUCACCGGGCUUUGUGCCGGUACUUCCACGUGUUCACGCGUUAAUAUUGCACGUGCAAAGCGGUGUGCAGGGAGGCCGAAGAGCGAUCAGUAUGCUCUUGUAGAAGCUUGUUUACAAAAGGGUUAGAAGGACCUCUCUUUCUCACUUGCAUUUGUUGCUUUUUGUUUUUUUU